This is a messenger RNA of Ascochyta rabiei, 2136 nucleotides long. RefSeq names its product Phosphate metabolism transcription protein. The transcript has 8 exons. Gene Ontology annotation, cellular component: kinetochore; cytosol; nuclear body. The record is from RefSeq and is a predicted model, not a curated record. NCBI's taxonomy places the organism in Eukaryota, Fungi, Ascomycota, Dothideomycetes, Pleosporales, Didymellaceae. The coding region runs from base 1 to 2136 and encodes 711 amino acids.
AUGCCAUCCAUCGCUGAUGAGCUGCCUUCGCUCAGCGACGCGCUAGAGUCGUUGCAUAAGGCGUCACGAACUCCCGCAAAGCAGCGAGCCGUGAAAGUAUCCGGGGUGGUUGACACCAUCUGCCGACACGCGUUUGCCGAUGGUUUAGAUGAGGAUGCUCUUGAGACGGUCGUACACAUUGCGGCAAGGAAGACUGAAUUAGAUCAAACGAGUGUAACAACGUUGGUCAAGAAUCUGUAUCCGGCGCAACGAGUAUCUGGCCAUGUCAUUAUUACUAUCGUGGCUGCACUGGGCCAGGGCAAAGGCAAACCUGCACCAGGCACGCAGGAUAGCCUUGUGAGGUGGCUUAUAUUGGUUCACGAGAUCAUCGAUGAUGCCAGUGUCCUCUCUCGACUAUAUGGCGUUCUUUUUGGGAUGUUGGACACCAUCAGUAUUAGGACAUCUCUGUGUCACCUGCUGUCCUUGAUCACUCGGAGGAAGCAUGUGAAACCGUUCAGAAUACAGCAACUACUUGAAUUAUCCCGCGGUCUUGGUAACGAACCUCCGCUUCAGGGUCUUCUCCGCGUUUACAAAGACUACUAUCCGGACAUCAUCCUCGGAAACGCAUCCACGAGCCGAAAGUCGUUUGCACCGCAACCUGAUGCGGAGUGGCGAGCGAGGGUGUUGACAAUCCGAGAGACUCUCACGGCAGCCGACACGUUCAUAUCUGAACAACACAACGGCUUCAAGGUCGCUCGGCACGGGCCAAAGAAGGCCAUGGCAUCAGGCAUACCUGACGUUCACACCUAUUUUGCCACCGAGAGCUCCGUAACUCUCGAGGGCAUUGAUGACGUCCAGUCCUUUGUGGAGAGGCUGGACAGGAUCGAGCCCCCUGGUCAGCUAAUCUCUUUUCUGACAGAUCCACUUCUACAGAAGUUUGUCGAGCUGAGACCAACUCCUAUUUUGUCUGCACGAGCCGGGUUGUGGCUUGCGACCUGCCUCGAAGAGCAAGUCAAUCUGGCUGGUCGCAAUGCUGAGGAUCUCGCCUUCUCGGCCAGAUUGUUCGAUGGACUUCUGAGACAUGCACAGUAUUCCAAGACUCUGCUUCCCAUGGUACCAAUCUUCUUGAAGGAGUUCCUUUCAACCUGGAAUGGCCACGAACAUGCCGAUGUUGUUCUUGCGCUGCUUGCGUACAUUCCUGGGAACUCCUUCAAAGACCUAUAUUCCGAGUACUUCCUUAUAGCUGAACAGAUACUUUCGCGCGUCAGUCCGUCAUCAUGCACACUCCUGGUCAGCUUCUACACAACACUGCUUCAGCAUCGCGUGUCAGCUCUCGCCCAGCAACGCCCCAUACAGCAUCAACCUGCACCCAGCUCUCCAGAGCAACAUUUUGUGAAAGACCUCGUCGCACAUGUCGCUACGUUCUCGACUUCUCUAGCUCUUUCGCUUCCGCCAGAUGCGGGAGCCGAACUUACUUCCUCCAUCCUUUCCUGCUGGGAGCUGCUUUCUACAUCCUCAAAACCACAUGUCAUCCCCAUCAUACUCCCGCCGAUGCAUCUGAUCUAUCAUUUGUUACAGAGCUCGUCAGCAGAUGUGGUGUCCCGGAUUUGCGGCAUCAUUGGCAAUUACAAGCAAGCUUUCGACGAGCACCCUAGGCCAGUCAAACACUACUACCCUAGCGAAGUGACAGAUGGACUGAACUGGUGCUUGCGCGACAUUUACAACUUCUUCUGGGUAGCUCGUGGGCUUGUGGUAGCAGAUCAGAAAUCUGUCGGCAUGCAUUGUGACCCAGGUCUGCGCUCUUCGCUCAACGACUAUCUGAGUGGACUAGACCGCGGGUACGCUAUCGGUCAUGCCUUUGGGUUAUCGAAUAAUGCGUGGCUUGCGUCGAUGUCUUCUGCAGCGUGGCAUGCACUUGAGGAACAGGAAAUCGACCGGGAAGGAUACGAUCGAGGUGGCAUCAGGUGGCAUAAAGGUCCAGUGAGUCAGCAAAGUCUGGCGAUACUGAAGAAUGGUGGUGUGAACGUGGACUGGGAAGGCGCGAGUGGAUAUAAAGUGUUCGUACUGAACUGGCUGGCAGAAAGAGGACUGGGAGGCCUCAGAGAGUUGAUGUUCGCAACUGUCACAGAUCUGAGAGCAGGACAGACCGGCAGCUGA